Molecule: messenger RNA, 1852 nt
Organism: Babjeviella inositovora NRRL Y-12698
Lineage: Eukaryota; Fungi; Ascomycota; Pichiomycetes; Serinales
Exons: 1
Coding region: 96-1634 (512 amino acids)
Biological process (GO): transmembrane transport
Cellular component (GO): membrane
Molecular function (GO): transmembrane transporter activity
Source: RefSeq, a predicted model, not a curated record
CUGGCCCAGUACUUCCCUAUGUCCAAACCUAGUAUAUAGCUAAACUUCCCACCAGCUGUGUGAAGCUCAUUGACGUCCAAGACACACAAAUCACAAUGUCUGAUCUCUCUGAUCCUAUAGACAGGGAUAGCCGGCUUACUCCCCCUAUCCACAUCGACGAUCCGUCGCCGUCACUGGACAAGACUGACCACACCUCGUCGGGCGGAUCUGACAAACCCUCGUACUCCAUUCUCACGUACAGAGAAAAGCUUGGGAUCGUGAUGAUCAACUCGUUUGUGGGGAUAAUGUCCUCGAUUGCGUCCCCUAUUUUUUUCCCCAUAAUGAAAGACAUCAAGCAAGAGUUCAAGAUCUCCGAUGAGUUGAUGAACUUGGCGGUGGUGUGCUACUUGAUCUUUCAGGGGAUCGUUCCAACCAUCUCCUCUAACUUGGCAGACCAGUAUGGGCGCCGACCAAUGCUCUUGCUCUCACUUCUCGUCUAUGUCGUGGCUAACAUUGGCAUUGCCCGUCUGAACGUAUACUGGCUCAUCCUUGUCUUGCGCUGUGUGCAAGCCGGGGGUAUUGCUCCUGUCAUUGCCAUCUGUUCCGGUAUGGUUGGUGACUUUACUCUCCGUCACGAAAGGGGUUCGUUUAUGGGUGCCGCCAGUGGAUUCACUCUUGUGGGACAGGCGUUCGGUGCUCUCAUUGGGUCCGGUAUCACCACUGGUUUCGGAACCUGGCGAGCUAUUUUCUGGUUUCUUGCAAUCACAGCUGGGGUUAUCUUACUUGUCUGCGUUGCUGUUAUCCCUGAAACCUGCCGCUCCAUUGUCGGGAAUCAGUCCGUGAGACCGAAGCGCUUCAUCAACCGUGCACCAAUCCUCUUAUUAUCGCGCUAUUCCCGCAGACUUACGAACGAUUUGAGCACCUUAGAGGACAGCCGUCAGCGCAUCGAUUGGUUAUCCCCCUUGAAGAUCCUCAUGAACAGACAGGUGUACUUUGUGUUGAUACCCGCAUCGUUACAGUUUGCCGCCUGGACCAUGAGUAUGACCACGCUUUCCAACUCCUUGUCUACCAAAUACGGCUAUACCACCCUCCAGGUGGGACUCUGCUACUUACCGCAAGGCAUUACUUGUCUCAUCGGUUCUCUUGUCUGCGGUAAGCUCCUCAACUGGCACUACGUUAAAAUGCGCACCACGUAUGAAGGGGAUCUUGCAAAUUAUGAUGAAGCCCAGUGUGCGCACAAACCGGUAUUCAACUUCUAUAAAGCUAGGUUAAACCUUCUUAUCUACCCGUGCUCCGCUGCCUGCUGUGGACUUGUCAUGUACGGGUGGUUCAUUGAGAAUAAGAUCCAGUUGGCCAGUGUGCUUGUGAGCUCCGCGAUGAUCUCCUUCUGUGCCUCCUUUUACGUCACCACGUCCACCACUAUUAUGGUGGAUUUAUUCCCGGGUCAAACAUCAGUGUCUGCGUCCUGCGUCAACCUCGCCAGGUGUUUGACAGCUGCCGUUGGGACCGCCUGUUUGGAAAUGAUGGAGACCAAAAUGACCAUCGGGGGGGUCUACACCUUCCUUGCGGGUUUGUGCUUUGUCUCUAACUUCUUGGUGUACAUUUUGAUCCACAAGGGGUUAAAGUGGGAUGCUCAGCGCAAGCACCAUGGAUAAUACUGGUGCCCAGAUAAGAUCCAAGCGUAUGAUUUGUUAUUUAUUGUCUCUGCAUUUUGUUUUUGUUAUUUAUUAGCAUCUUUUCGUUCAACAUCCAUGUUUUGAAUGGAUGGCACCUCGCACACAUUUCUUAUUCCACGCCAUCCGUUUGAUUUAUGUGUAUUUAUCUAUAAGUAUUGUAUACUUGGUUGAAAUCUGACCAGUACCUUUGUCACUCC